AUGAAUAAUGUACGUGAAUAUAAGUGCCCAAUGGGCAGUCUUCGUCGGUGGCUGCCGUGCCACUGUUGGGAUUGGUUGAGCUCCGCGUCUGGACUCGGUUUACCCGAGUGGACUGGUUGUUCUCUCCUGUUGCCGGUUCUGCGUCGCUGGUGGAUCACCGUCGUUGUGAGGGGUUCCCAGGUCGUCCGUGGUUCGUGGGUCGUUUCCUCAGCGUCGGUAAUUAUUACCGGUCGGUUGAAUUGGGCAGGAGUUGAUUCUCCGUUCCCUAUGUCUGGUGGUUGUGUUUGGUGUCGUCGUGCCGGCGGCGUGUCAAGUCGAUGUCGUUGGCUUUGGUAUCGACAGUGA
Molecule: messenger RNA, 345 nt
Organism: Macrosiphum euphorbiae (potato aphid)
Lineage: Eukaryota; Metazoa; Arthropoda; Insecta; Hemiptera; Aphididae
Source: the annotation of a GenBank genome assembly